Molecule: messenger RNA, 2999 nt
Organism: Rana temporaria (common frog)
Lineage: Eukaryota; Metazoa; Chordata; Amphibia; Anura; Ranidae
Product: gastrula zinc finger protein XlCGF26.1-like
Exons: 2
Coding region: 102-2027 (641 amino acids)
Biological process (GO): regulation of transcription by RNA polymerase II
Molecular function (GO): RNA polymerase II cis-regulatory region sequence-specific DNA binding; DNA-binding transcription factor activity
Source: RefSeq, a predicted model, not a curated record
GAUGUCACGCGACGUUCUCCUCCCACAAUCUGUGUACGGAAGUGACGUUCUGAUAUGGAACGCAAACAGGAAGUGGGUUCAAGAGGCGGAGUUCAGAAGUAAUGGUGAGAACUUCCGGGGCGGAGGAAGAUGGCGGCUGCGGAGAGGAUUUCCCUCUGGGUAGAAGGAGGAGCGCAGCCGCCAGGUUUCCUGUGAUGGAUUAUAAACGGGAAGGAUCGAUCGUUGGCUGCAUGAAGGAGGAGAGGAGCGAUCAUCCCGCCAUGUCUGGAGAACAUCCACCAUGUGAUCCGGAUAUAAAAGAGGAGUGGUCAUCACCAGAAGGGGGCACCCCGGCUGAUGGCUGCUCCCCCGAAGAUAUGAAGCAGCCGGCAUUGACUUUCAUUGAUGGAAAGGGAAACACAACCAAUGCAGAUGUUGAUGUUUCCACCAAUCACAAGAAGCCUCUUAUAAAGGAGGAGGAGUCGGCUUCCAGCAGGGAGGAGAGCCUCAGUGACACAGACUCUGAACCUUCUCCCUGCAAGGCGGAGUCACACGUUCCCUCCAAUGAGAACAGCGCGGCAGCUCUGGACUUCUUUCCAGUUAUCAUUAAGGAGGAAUCUGUGUCAGAGGAGGAAGAGAAUCUCACCGACACGGACCCCCACCCAGGGGAGGAACCCCCCAGGGUAAUGAGAGACCACCCCUGUCCAAAGUGUGACAAACACUUCACAAUGCCGCUAGCACUGGCCCAGCACCAGCGCAGCCACCUCCCCAGGAAGCAGUUUUCAUGCUCCAUGUGCGGGAAAACCUUCAGCAGUAAGUCAGACCUGAGCCGUCACCAGAGAAUUCACAGCGGGGAGAAACCCUUCAUGUGCUACGAAUGUGGAAAAUGUUUCAGCAAAAAAUCCGACGUCCUCCGCCAUGAAAAAAUCCACAGUGGCGAGAAGCCGUUCUCCUGCCGGCAGUGUGGGAAAUGUUUCAGCCGCGACUCGCACCUCAGCCGCCAUCAGAGGAUCCACACGGCGGAGAAAUCCUUCACCUGCUCCGAGUGUGGGAAAGUCUUCUCACGGGAAAUGCAGCUUCAGCGCCACGUCCGGGUCCACACCGGGGAGAAGCCCUUCUCCUGCAACGAAUGUGGCAAAUGUUUCCGCAAGAAAUCGGACGUGUCGCGUCACGAGAAGAUUCACACCGGAGAGAAACCCUUCAUAUGUUCCGAGUGCGGGAAACGAUUCAGCCGACAUUCGCACUUGGUCAUCCAUCGGCGCGUGCACACCGGGGAGAAAACCUUCUCGUGUUCGGAGUGCGGCAAAUAUUUCACUCAGUACUCUACGCUCAUUUCCCACCGCCGGAUUCAUACCGGGGAGAAACCGUUCGCUUGCACCGAGUGCGGGAAAUGCUUCGCACAGAAGCGAGAUCUCAACAAGCACAUGACCCUCCACACUGGUGUGAAGCCGUAUCCCUGUUCGGAGUGCGGCAAAAGUUUUGUGCUGAAAUACGAACUGCGUAAGCACCUCCGCAUCCACACCGAGGAGAAACACUUUGUCUGCACUGAAUGCGGCAAAUGCUUUAUCACCAAAUCUGACCUGGUCCGCCACCAGCGCAUUCACACCGGGGAGAAACCCUUUGCCUGUUCAGAGUGCGGAAAAUGCUUCAGCCGUCAUACCUACCUCGGCAUCCACCAACGAGUUCAUACUGGAGAGCGCCCCUUUGUCUGCUCCGAGUGCGGCAAGUGCUUCAGCCAGAGGACGGCGCUGGCGGCACACAGCAGAACGCACACCGGAGGCCGACCGUUCGCCUGCUCAGAGUGCGGGAAACGUUUCAGCAAGAAGUCUGAUCUCCUCCGCCACCAACGCAUUCACACCGGGGAGAAACCCUUCACUUGUCCUGAGUGCAGCAAAUCCUUCAGCCGACAUACUUACCUGAUGAUCCACAAGAGGAUCCACACCGGAGAAAAACCUUUCCUUUGUGCCGAAUGUGGCAAACACUUUACCUAUCGAUCCCACCUAACCCGACAUCAGAGGAUCCACUCCGAAGGUUCGCUCUCUGAAUGACCACAGAAAUCUGCCAAUGGAGAGUCCUGACUGACUCUACUGAGAUCCUCUCCUUCAAAUGUGAACCCAACACGAGACUUCCUGAGAAGAUGUACAAAACGGGAUCUCUCUAAUGACGUCCAUCAUAUCCAACACCAGAGAUCCCAAUCCAUUGAGAUCCUCUCCUUCAAAUGUGACCCAACACGAGACUUCCUGAGAAGAUGUACAAACGGGAUCUCUAAUGUCCACCAUAUCCAACACCAGAGAUCCCAAUCCAUUGAGAUCCUCUCCUUCAAAUGUGAACCCAACACGAGACUUCCUGAGAAGAUGUACAAACGGGAUCUCUAAUAAUGUCCAUCAUAUCCAACACCAGAGAUCCCAAUCCAUUGAGAUCCUCUCCUUCAAAUGUGAACCCAACACGAGACUUCCUGAGAAGAUGUACAAACGGGAUCUCUCUAAUGACGUCCAUCAUAUCCAACACCAGAGAUCCCAAUCCAUUGAGAUCCUCUCCUUCAAAUGUGAACCCAACACGAGACUUCCUGAGAAGAUGUACAAACGGGAUCUCUAAUAAUGUCCAUCAUAUCCAACACCAGAGAUCCCAAUCCAUUGAGAUCCUCUCCUUCAAAUGUGAACCCAACAUGAGACUUCCUGAGAAGAUGUACAAAACGGGAUCUCUAAUGAUGUCCAUCAUAUCCAACACCAGAGAUCCCAAUCCAUUGAGAUCCUCUCCUUCAAAUGUGAACCCAACACGAGACUUCCUGAGAAGAUGUACAAACGGGAUCUCUAAUAAUGUCCACCAUAUCCAACACCAGAGAUCCCAAUCCAUUGAGAUCCUCUCCUUCAAAUGUGAACCCAACACGAGACUUCCUGAGAAGAUGUACAAACGGGAUCUCUAAUAAUGUCCACCAUAUCCAACACCAGAGAUCCCAAUCCAUUGAGAUCCUCUCCUUCAAAUGUGAACCCAACACGAGACUUCCUGAGAAGAUGUACAAA